CACCAAUUCAGUGUCGCUAUGCAUCUCUGUGAGUUAGUUGUUUGUCAUACCUUUCCCUGCAGCCGACUGGCACGAAAAAAUAUUGAAUUUCAAUGGAAUGAGAAGGGUUCUUCCUUAAAAUUUGUGAGGAAACGUCGUUCCUAUUCAUAAUUAAAUAGGUUUUACUAUUCCAAGUAUUUUUCAUUGUGUCUUGUGUUUUAAUGUUAUUCGUUAUUGUAAAUACUGUACAGUGAUUCCGAUUUUGAAGUUAUUUAAAACAAGAAAAAAGAAAUUGUAUUCUUAGUUAAGUGAGAAGUGUUAUACUUUGCUCGGAUGUUUACUUCAGGGACAGAAACUUCUCUCAAUGACGAUUCUUAUCAUCACAGGCAGGUGGAUAUAAGUUGCAAUGAAGCGUAGGAUUGAAGAACCAGUCCCGAAAGUGGAGGGUCUUCCUCAGCAUCAAAUUCAAAGGUCUCCUCACACAGGUACUAGUGUUGUACAAACAAGUUUCGGAACGUCGUCUCAAACACUGAAAGGUGCCAGCACCGGUGAAGUCGGGUCUUUACAGCAGCAAUAUCCUAUACAAUCAUAUGUCACAAUGCCUUCUAUUACAACAAGUAUCAAGCCGCAAUCGUCAGUAUUGCCCGUCAGCGGCAGCAGUACUGCUAGUGGCGGUCCUGGUAUCCUUGUGCAGCAGCCUCAUAUUAGGCAAAAUAAAGUAACUACGCCUGGAAGUGGCCCUCCUAACACUAGUAGCGCAGCGGCCACAGUCAGCGCCAGCAAUAAUCAGCAACAGUUUCAGCGGUUGAAAGUUGAAGAUGCGCUCUCCUAUUUGGAUCAAGUGAAGUACAAGUUCAACAAUCAACCUCAAGUCUAUAAUGACUUUCUGGAAAUAAUGAAGGAAUUUAAGUCCCAGUGUAUUGACACUCCUGGUGUAAUAACUCGGGUUUCGAAUCUCUUCAAAGGAUAUCCUGAACUCAUUUCUGGAUUCAAUACUUUCCUCCCUCCUGGAUACAAGAUUGAAGUUCAAGCAAACGAUACUGGAUAUUCUUUGCAAGUAUCAGUUUCGAACCCAUUGGGGCAUCAUACCAUGACUGAAAUUCCUCCUUUGACACCGACCCAACCACCCAGUGUUGUAGUGACAAAUCAACAGUCUAAAGUACCUCCAGCAGUGUAUGGGACAUCUACUGGAAUAUUGGCCAACAGUAGUAGCAAGGCUAUUCCUGAGCGAGGGGCUAGUGGAGGUGCAAGCGCUCUCCAAGUUCUUGGGUCUAGUAACCUUCCUCCGUCACAACCAACUAAUCAUCAGUCUACUACGAACCAACCGGUUGAAUUCAACCAUGCCAUCAAUUAUGUCAACAAAAUUAAAAACCGUUUUCAAGGACAACCUGACAAAUACAAGAAAUUUCUUGAAAUACUGCACACUUACCAAAAGGAGCAGAGAAAUGUUAAAGAGACAAGUGGGAACGCUGGUGGAGGCGGCAAACAUCUAACCGAAGCGGAAGUUUACUCCCAGGUAGCCCAGCUUUUCGAAAAUCAUGAUGAUCUUCUUGCAGAGUUUGGGCAGUUUCUGCCUGAUGCUACAUCCCAUAAUUCACUCUCGUUAGCAAACUUGGGCAACAAGAUUUCUGAUAGAGUGAAGUCUACCCAGGGAGGAAAGUAUCACCACCAUCAUCAUCAUACCGGUAGCAACGCAGGCUCGACGACGAACAACAAGAAUUCCCCUCCGACCGCUAAACCCAACCUGGGGAUUGGUAGUAAAAGAUCUGCCACAGAGCUAUAUUCACCUUCAGUUCCUCCUUUAACUACUACUGCUUCUACGAUAAAGAGGCAGAAGUUGCAGUCUUCUUCUGCUCCUGGUUCUAAUGCUAAUAUUCCCUCACUUGCCAACCACACAUAUUCUGAACAGUUUGUGCAGUUGAAGAAAUGCCUAAGGAGUACUGGAGCCUAUGAAUCAGUCCUAAAGUGCGUGUACCUCUAUAACUGUGAAGUCAUUUCUCGGAGUGAAUUAAUCAUUCUCCUAACACCAUUGCUUCUCAAACACCCUGAACAUCUAUCAUGGCUAAAAGAAACACUCGGGGUUACUGGUGAUGUUCUUGCGAGUCCGGCUUCGCCUACCCUUUCCGAUCCCCCAGCAAUUGCUCCACCUUUGCACCUAGCUCCUAGUGAAUCAACGACGAGUGAUAUUGAUUUUACAACAUGCAAAAGGAUUGGAGCAAGUUACUGUGCUUUACCCAAAGGAUCAGCUCCUCCCAGAUGUUCUGGAAGAACUCAGCUUUGUCGACAAGUUUUAAACGAUACAUGGGUUUCAUUUCCUACUUGGUCUGAAGAAGCCACAUUCGUAACAUCCCGGAAGACCCAGUAUGAAGAGUAUAUCUAUAGGUGUGAAGAUGAAAGGUUUGAGUUAGAUCUUGUAAUCGAAUGUAAUGCUGCUACGAUAAAAGUAUUGGAUGGAGUACAAAGGAAAAUGUCGAGAAUGACCCAGGAAGAGCUGGCCAAAUUUAGGCUCGAUGACUCGUUAGGAGGCACUUCGGCUACAAUUCAUCAGAAGGCUCUCAAGAGAAUCUAUGGUGACAAGUCGGGGGAUAUUGUAGAAGGGCUUAAAAAGAAUCCAAGUGUUGCAGUCCCUAUUGUCUUGAGGAGGCUUAAAUCAAAAGAACUGGAGUGGAGGCAAGCCCAGAAGGGUUUUAAUAAAGUUUGGAGAGAUCAGAAUGAAAAGUAUUACUUAAAAUCAUUAGAUCAUCAAGGGAUUAACUUCAAGCAGAACGAUCUCAAAGCUCUGCGAUCUAAACCCCUUUACAAUGAAAUAGAAACAGCAUAUGAUGAGAGGCAGGAACGAGAUGAAAACAAAACUGGCCCUCAUAUGGUAUUGACCUAUCCGGAUAAGACUGCUCUUGACGAUGCAGCUAAUCUCUUGAUACACCACGUCAAAAGACAAACAGCUAUUCAUAAAUCUGACAAAACGAGGAUCAAACAACUUCUGCGGCAUUAUCUGCCAGAUAUGUUUCAUCAUCGGAGGCAAGAUCUUUCAGAUGAUGAACUAGACUCUGAUGAAAAAGUUGAAGUGGAUGCGAAUAGCCGAGGUACGUCACCAAACAACGUUAAAAAAGAAGCUAAUGGACCCACUAACAAAAAAGAUGAUAAAGCCGAAGUCAAAAUUGAGAAAAAAGAAGAUGAAGAUAUGGUCGGUGUAGAGUCGGAUCCCAAUGACUCAGAUGACGAUUACACCUUAUUUUAUGGAAACAACCAUUGGUACCUUUUCCUAAGGUUACAUCAUAUUCUUUGUGAACGAUUAGCAAAGAUGGCUGAGCGAUCUGCAAAAAUAGCUGAAGAAGAAAAUGCCAACAGUCAAUUCAGGAAAGAAUCGACGGCCGUCGCCCUGAGGUUGAAGCCUAAUGAACACUGCAGUGAUUGCUAUGGUACAAUGUUAGAAAUGGUAAAAUCUGUGUUGGAUUGCUCGAUGGACCCAAGCACUUACGAAGAUACCCUUCGUAACAUGUUCGGCAUCCACGCGUACAUUGGAUUCACUCUCGACAGGAUAGUAUCAUACGCAGUGAGGCAGGUACAAUCAUUAGUUACUGAAGACGUUUGCUGCGAGAUGUGGGACACGUUUCAGAAGAUGAAAGGCCAGGGUGGUGCCGGCGGCAAAUUGUCUACUGCAGAAUUGAGGGCUCAAGAAGAAGCUGUAUACCACAAGCAAGCCCUUUCCUCAUUACCCGAUUCUGCUCUUGACAACUUUUAUAAAAUUUAUAUACAUAAAAAGGAUUGUAAAGUUACCAUUGAAUUGAUGGAUACCGAAGGCGAAGAAGAGGAUACGAAACCGGCCGAAGAAGGAAAAUGGAGCCAGCAUGAUGAUGGCCCUGUUCUCAGUGCUGAGGACAGGGAGAGAUGGGGAAAAGCCGUUUUUCUCAAGAGGAAUGUGAAGGAUUGGGAAAGGAAAAACAAAGAGAAACAAAGGCUUAAGGAAAAAGAAAAGACAAAUAGUGGUGAAAACAACAAGCUUGCCGAUCAUGAUGGAAAAUGUUUACUUCAAGACGAGGACAUGGUUAUAUUCUCAUAUAAGGAUAGAUUACUAUAUAAAUCCAAAGCCCUCACCAGAGCAAGACUUAGUCAUAACAGAGUAAGCCGGCGAAUGUUGGAACGCGUUCAGAGGUGGCACGAAAGGUGGGCAAGAGAGAAUGUAAGCCCGCCGACAGAGGAGCGAAGUCGUGCAUGGUUCCUGGGAAAAGUAGAAGGGAUAAGACCCGGCCUAGUCACGACUUCAAGAUCUGAUAAUUCCCUGUCGCGGCCCCCUUACAGGCCGUACAACAGGUACUCCGUCCUGGCUAGGUAAUGCUAAUGCGCUACCAAUCAAAA
Molecule: messenger RNA, 4335 nt
Organism: Nezara viridula (southern green stink bug)
Lineage: Eukaryota; Metazoa; Arthropoda; Insecta; Hemiptera; Pentatomidae
Source: the annotation of a GenBank genome assembly